Messenger RNA from Miscanthus lutarioriparius, 1560 nucleotides. The record is from the annotation of a GenBank genome assembly. Lineage: Eukaryota; Viridiplantae; Streptophyta; Magnoliopsida; Poales; Poaceae.
AUGGAGACUGACGCAUUCUGGUUCAAAACAACAUAUCUAAACACAACAGCCUCUCUGGAUGAGCAUGAGAACCACCGUGUCCCGGCCAUCUUGAGCUGGGAAGUGGGCAACGUGACUUGCGAUGUCGUGACGAAGAAAAACAAUUCAUAUGCUUGCCUCAGCACUAACAGCAUGUGCGUUAAUUCCAGCAGUGGAUCAGGCUACCUUUGCAACUGCAAGGAAGGAUAUCAGGGUAAUCCUUACCUUCCAGAUGGAUGCCAAGAUAUUGAUGAGUGUGCUGACAAACAACCUCCAUGCGCUGGCUGCAAGAACACACCUGGAAGUUUCUCUUGUCCAGACACGAGAUCCUUGAAAGUUGUGGCACUAGCUGUCGGUUCAAGCAUCGGGGUUGCAAUUGUGGCCAUAGCCAUUACCUGCACAUACUUGAUCCAUGAAAGGAAGAAGUUGGACAAAAUCAAGCGGAAGUAUUUCCAACAGCAUGGUGGGAUGCUUCUAUUGCAGGAGAUAAGAUUAAAUCAAGGAACUGCUUUCACCGUCUUCACAGAAGCAGAGCUCAUUGAUGCAACAGACAAAUUUGACAACAGGAACAUCCUUGGCCGUGGUGGCCAUGGCACUGUCUAUAAGGGGAUGCUCAAGGAAGGCAGUCUAAUCGCAGUCAAACGGUGUGUAUCAAUGACCAGUGAGCAGCAAAAGAAGGAGUUCGGCAAAGAGAUGUCAAUCCUUUCCCAGAUCAAUCACAAGAACGUUGUUAAGCUACUGGGCUGCUGCCUCGAGGUAGAGGUUCCGAUGCUAGUCUAUGAGUUCAUCCCCAACGGCACACUAUUUCAGUUCAUCCAUGGUAGCAAUGGCUGCCACAACAUCCCCUUCUCAACUCGCUUACACAUUGCCCUCGAGUCUGCUGCAGCCUUAGCUUACCUACAUUCAUGGGCUUCACCUCCAAUCCUUCAUGGAGAUGUCAAAUCAUCCAAUAUACUCCUUGACAAGAACUAUGCAGCUAAGGUAUCAGACUUUGGGGCCUCUAUACUGGCACCGACUGAUGAGUCUCAGUUUGUCACACUUGUGCAAGGGACUUGCGGUUACUUAGACCCUGAGUAUAUGCAGACGUGCCAGCUGACGGAUAAGAGUGAUGUCUACAGUUUCGGGGUCGUUCUCCUGGAGCUUCUCACUGGCAAGAAGGCACUCAACCUUGAAGGGCCUGAAAAUGAGAGGAGCCUUUCACUGCGCUUCUUAUGUGCUAUGAAGGAAGGCAGACUCAUGGACAUCAUUGACGACUGCAUCAAGAAUGAGAACGACAUGGGGUUGCUUGAGGAGGUUGCGGAGCUUGCGAGUCGGUGCCUAGAGAUGGUUGGCGAGAGGCGGCCGGCAAUGAGAGACGUGGCCGAGAAGCUGGACAGGCUCAGCAAGGUCAUGCAGCACCCAUGGGUGCCUGCGCAACAUCUUCCUGAAGAGAUGGAGAGCCUGCUCGAGGAGUCGUCGAUGGUCAGUUUGGAGAUGAUAGGCACAGGAAAUUUCAGCAUGGAGAAGAGGAUUGUGCAAGGGCUGCUGGAGUCUGGACGUUAG